Molecule: messenger RNA, 7149 nt
Organism: Hipposideros armiger (great roundleaf bat)
Lineage: Eukaryota; Metazoa; Chordata; Mammalia; Chiroptera; Hipposideridae
Gene: SDK1
Product: sidekick cell adhesion molecule 1
Exons: 44
Coding region: 61-6270 (2069 amino acids)
Molecular function (GO): protein binding
Source: RefSeq, a predicted model, not a curated record
GGCGCGGAUGGUGGGCGCUCCUGGCGCUGCAGCUGCACUUGCUCCCGGCGCUGGCGCAAGAUGACGUUGUGCCAUACUUUAAAACGGAACCAGGCCUGCCGCAGACUCACCUGGAGGGGAACCGCCUUGUCCUCACCUGCCUUGCUGAGGGGAGCUGGCCGCUGGAGUUCAGGUGGCUGCACGACAACACUGAGCUCACCGCUUACACCAGCGAGUAUAAAUAUGGGCAAUUUCAUGGCUACAGACCAGCGGACAGUGGUUCCUCAAGGCCAGGCAGCGGUUCUCAGCCUGCUGCCCAUCACCAGCUGCCCCCGACCUCACGUGACCUGGUUCAGAGAAGGACACAAGAUCAUUCCAAGCAAAAAAAUAGCCAUCACGCUGGAGAAUCAGCUGGUGAUCCUUGCGGCCACAGCAAGUGACGCGGGGGCCUACUACGUGCAGGCCGUCAACGAGAGGAAUGGCGAGAACAAGACCAGCCCGCCCACCUAUCUGAGCAUAGCAAGAGACGAUGGCGCACCCGAAACCGUGGCUCCCGUCAUUGUGAUUCCCCCGGGCAACAGAAGUGUGGUGGCUGGGUCCAGUGAGAUCACCCUGGAGUGCAUAGCCAAUGCCAGGCCUGUCGAAGAGCUGAUUGUGACCUGGAAGAGAAACGGGGUGAGAAUCACCAGUGGGCUCCACAGCUUUGGGAGACACCUUACCAUCAGCAGCCCAACGUUCAUGGACAGUGGAGCGUACUUGUGUGAGGCGACGCUGAGAGGGAGCGCUUUCGAACCAGCCCAAGCAAAAGGCUUUCUUGCUAUCAUAGAGCCACCAUAUUUUACUGCUGAACCAGAGAGUCGGAUUUUAGCGGAAGUGGAAGAAACAGUGGACGUCAUGUGUCAAGCCAUGGGGGUCCCUCUUCCCACGCUGAGAUGGUAUAAGGACGCCGUGUCCAUCAGCGAGCUCCAGAACCCUCGCUACAGGGUGCUCCCAAGUGGAGGCCUGCGCAUCCAAAAGCUGCGUCCAGACGACUCCGGAAUCUUCCAGUGCUUCGCCAGCAACGAGGGAGGGGAGAUUCAGACCCACACCUACCUGGACGUCACCAAUGUGGCGCCCGCGUUUACUCAGAUGCCAGUGGACACCACGGUCACCGACGGGAUGACAGCCAUUCUGAGAUGUGAGGUGUCGGGGGCACCCAAACCUGCCAUCACGUGGAGGAGAGGAAACCACAUUUUGGCCAGUGGCUCUGUGCAGAUUCCUAGGUUCAUGCUGCUUGAAUCGGGGGGUCUGCAGAUAACACCUGUCUUCAUCCAGGAUGCUGGGCACUACACCUGCUAUGCAGCCAACACCGAGGGCUCCCUGAACGCGUCUGCCACGCUCACCGUGUGGAAUCGAACGUCCAUCGUCAGCCCUCCUGAGGACCGCGUGGUGAUUAAGGGGACCACGGCCACACUGCGCUGCGGAGCCACACACGACCCCCGCAUCUCUCUCCGCUAUGUCUGGAAGAAGGACAACACGGUCAUCACCCCCUCCAGCAGUUCCAGAAUCGUGGUGGAGAAGGACGGGUCCCUGCUCAUUAGCCAGACAUGGUCAGGAGACAUUGGAGACUACACCUGUGAAAUCCGUUCGGAAGGAGGGAACGACUCCAGGAAGGCUCGUCUGGAAGUGAUCGAGCUGCCACACCCCCCGCAGAACCUCCUGGCCAGCCUGAACUCCUCCCACAGCCACGCAGCAGUGCUGUCCUGGGUCCGCCCCUUUGAUGGCAACAGCCCCGUCCUGUAUUACAUUGUGGAGCUGUCUGAAAACAACUCGCCAUGGAAAGUGCAUCUGUCAAACGUUGGCCCCGAGAUGACAAGCGUCACCGUGCGUGGCCUGACUCCAGCUCGCACCUAUCAGUUCAGGGUGUGCGCCGUGAAUCAAGUGGGCAGGGGCCAGUACAGUGCGGAGACGAGCAGGUUGAUGCUCCCUGAAGAACCACCCAGUGCUCCCCCGAAAAACAUCGUGGCUAGUGGGCGUACCAACCAGUCCAUCAUGGUACAGUGGCAGCCGCCCCCAGAAACAGAGCACAAUGGGGUGCUGCGCGGGUACAUCCUCAGGUACCGCCUGGCCGGCCUGCCCGGAGAGUACCAGCAGCAGAACAUCACCAGCCCGGAGGUCAGCUACUGCCUGGUGACGGAGUUGAUUAUCUGGACACAGUACGAGAUACAGGUGGCCGCUUACAACGGGGCUGGCCUGGGCAUCUUCAGCAGGGCAGUGACCGAGUACACCUUACAAGGAGUGCCGACAGCACCCCCACAGAAUGUGCGGACGGAAGCCGUGAGCUCCACGAGCAUCCGGUUCCUGUGGAACCCCCCGCCUCAGCAGUUUAUCAAUGGCAUCAACCAGGGAUACAAGCUCCUAGCAUGGCCGGUUGAUGUCCCUGAGUCUGUCACAGUCGUCACCAUUGCUCCAGACUUCCAUGGGGUCCAUCAUGGGCACAUAACCAACUUGAAGAAGUUCACGGCCUACUUCACGUCGGUGCUGUGCUUCACCACCCCCGGGGACGGGCCCCCGAGCGCACCUCAGCUCAUAUGGACUCACGAGGACAAACCGGGAGCUGUGGGACAUCUGAGUUUCACAGAGAUUCUGGACACAUCUCUCAAGGUCAGCUGGCAGGAGCCACUGGAGAAAAACGGCAUCAUUACAGGCUAUCAGAUCUCCUGGGAGGUGUACGGGCAGAACAACUCUCGGCUCACACACACUCUCAACAGCACGACGCAUGAAUAUAAAAUCCAAGGACUGUCUUCUCUCACCACCUACACCAUUGACGUGGCUGCCCUCACUGCGGUGGGGGCCGGCCUGGCGACCUCGUCCACCAUCUCAUCUGGAGUGCCCCCAGAGCUUCCUGGGGCCCCAUCCAAUCUGGUCAUUUCCAACAUCAGCCCCCGUUCAGCCACUCUUCAGUUCCGGCCGGGCUACGACGGGAAGACGUCAAUCUCCAGAUGGGUCGUUGAGGGACAGGUUGGAGCCAUCGGCGACGAGGAGGAGUGGCUCAGCCUCUACGAGGAGGAGAACGAACCUGAUGCCCAGAUGCUGCAGAUCCCAAACCUCACGCCAUACACUCACUACAGAUUUCGAAUGAGGCAGGUGAACGUUGUGGGGUCCAGCCCCUUCAGCCAGUCAUCCCGGGUCAUCCAGACACUGCAGGCCCCCCCUGAUGUGGCUCCAACCAGCAUCACCGUCCGAACCGCGAGUGAGACCAGCCUGCGGCUGCGCUGGGUGCCCCUACCUGACUCCCAGUACAACGGGAACCCCGAAUCAGUGGGCUACAGGAUCAAGUACUGGCGCCCCGACCUGCAGGCUCCCGCACUGGCCCAAGUCAUCAACGACCGGCUGGAGAGGGAGUUCACCAUCGAGGAGCUGGAGGAGUGGGCCGAGUAUGAGCUGCAGAUGCAGGCGUUCAACGCCAUCGGGGCCGGGCCCUGGAGCCAGGUGGUGCGGGGACGGACGCGGGAGUCAGUUCCUUCAGCCGCCCCUGAAAACGUGUCAGCCGUGGCUGUCAGCUCGACCCAGAUUUUACUGACAUGGGCCUCGGUACCGGAGCAGGACCAGAACGGGCUCAUACUGGGUUACAAGAUUCUGUUCCGGGCCAAAGACCUGGACGCCGAGCCCAGGAGCCACGUGGUGCGCGGGAACCACACGCAGUCGGCGCUGCUGGCGGGUCUGCGCAAGUUCGUGCUCUACGAGCUGCAGGUGCUGGCGUUCACGCGCAUCGGCAACGGCGUCCCCAGCUCGCCGCUGCUGCUGGAGCGGACCAAAGACGACGCCCCAGGCCCACCGGUGAGGCUGGUGUUCCCGGAAGUGAGACUCACGUCCGUGCGGAUCGUGUGGCAGCCACCAGAGGAGCCCAACGGCAUCAUUCUGGGGUACCAGAUCGCCUACCGCCUGGCCAGCAGCAACCCCAACACGUUCACCACGGUGGAGGUCGGCGCCACGGUCAGGCAGUUCACAGCCACCGAGCUGGCCCCAGAGUCGGCGUACACCUUCAGGUUGUCUGCCAAGACUCGGCAGGGCUGGGGGGAGCCAUUGGAGGCCACCGUCAUCACCACUGAGAAGAGAGAGCGGCCGGCACCCCCCAGAGAGCUCCUGGUACCCCAGGCAAAAGUGACUGCUCGCAGCCUCCGGCUCCAGUGGGUCCCGGGCAGCGACGGGGCCUCCCCCAUCCGGUACUUCACCGUGCAGGUGCGAGAGCUGCCCGGGGGACAGUGGCAGACCUUCUCCUCAUCCAUCAGCCACGAGGCCACAGCCUGUGCGGUCGAAAGGCUGAGGCCCUUCACCUCCUACAAGCUGCGCCUGAAAGCCACCAAUGACAUUGGGGACAGCGACUUCAGCACGGAGACGGAGGCAGUAACCACCCUGCAGGAUGUUCCAGGAGAGCCUCCAAGUUUUGUCUCGGUGACACCGCACACCACCUCCUCUGUUCUGAUCCAGUGGCAGCCUCCGCGGGACGAAAGCCUGAACGGCCUCCUCCAGGGCUACAGGAUCUACUACCGGGAGCUGGAGUACGAGGCGGCCUCAGCCACCGAGUCCAAGACGCUCAAAACCCCCUUGGCCUUACGGACCGAGCUCGCAGCCCAGAGCAGCUUCAAGACCGUGAACAGCAGCUCUGCUCUAACGACGUACGAAUUAACACAUCUAAAGAAAUACCGGCGCUACGAGGUGGUGAUGACGGCCUACAACAUCAUCGGCGAGAGCCCGGCCAGCGCGCCCGUGGAGGUCUUCGUCGGCGAGGCCGCCCCCGCCAUGGCCCCGCAGAACGUCCAGGUGAGCCCGCUCACGGCCAGCCAGCUGGAGGUCACCUGGGACCCGCCGCCGCCCGAGAGCCAGAACGGGAACGUCCAGGGCUACAAGAUUUACUACUGGGAGGCAGACAGCCAGAACGAGACGGAGAAGAUGAAGGUGCUGUUCCUGCCAGACACUGUGCUGAGACUGAAGAACCUGACCAGCCACACCCGCUACCUGGUCAGCAUCUCCGCCUUCAACGCCGCAGGGGACGGGCCCAAGAGCGACCCCAGGCAGGGGCGCACCCAUCAGGCCGCUCCUGGGAUCCCCAGCUUUUUGGCGUUCUCAGAAAUAACCUCCACCACGCUUAAUGUCUCGUGGGGGGAGCCGGUGGCAGCGAACGGCAUCCUACAGGGCUACCGAGUGGUGUACGAGCCCUUAGCACCUGUGCAAGGGGUGAGCAAGGUGGUGACCGUGGACGUGAAGGGGCCCUGGCAGCGCUGGCUGAAGGUGCGCGACCUCACGAAAGGCGUGACCUACUACUUCCGCGUCCAGGCGCGGACCAUCACCUACGGGCCCGAGCUGCGAGCCAACGUCACGGCGGGGCCGGCUGAGGGCUCUCCAGGUCCCCCUAGAGAUGUUUUAGUCACCAAAUCCGCCUCUGAGCUGACCCUGCAGUGGACCGAGGGGAACGCCGGCAGGGCGCCCACCACAGGCUACGUCAUAGAGGCCAGGCCGUCAGAUGAAGGUCUGUGGGACAUGUUUGUGAAGGACGUUCCCCGGAGUGCCACCUCCUACACCGUCAGCCUGGACAGGCUCAGGCCAGGAGUGACCUAUGAGUUCCGCGUGGUGGCCGUGAACCAGGUGGGCUACGGGGAGCCCAGCAGCCCCUCCACAGCCGUGUCAGCUCAAGUGGACACCCCGUUCUACGAGGAGUGGUGGUUCCUGCUGGUGGUGGCGCUCUCCAGCCUGAUCGUCCUCCUGCUGGUGGCGUUUACCCUGGUCCUGCACGGGCAGAGCAAGAAAUACAAGAACUGCGGCACAGGUAAAAACAUCUCCAACAUGGAGGAGUCCGUGACCCUGGACAACGGAGGCUUUGCCGGCUUGGAGCUUAACAGCCGCCACCUCAACGUCAAGAACACCUUCUCGAAGAAGAACGGUACCAGGUCCCCGCCCCGGCCCAGCCCUGGUGGCCUGCACUACUCUGACGACGACAUCUGCAGCAAGUACAACGGCGCUGUGCUGACCGAGAGCGUGAGCCUCCAGGACAAGUCGGCUGACGCCACGGAAUCCGAGGGCACCGACUCCGAGGCCGAGGACGUGCCGCCGCAGCACUCCUUCGUCAACCACUACCUGAGCGACCCCACCUACUACAACUCGUGGAAGCGCCGGGCCCCGCACAGGUACGAGGCGGUGGCGGGCGGCGAGGGCCCGCAGCUGCACACGGUGGUGACCACGCAGAGCGCCGUGUUCGUGCCCGCCGGCCCCGGCGCCCGGACUGCGCUCACCGGCUUCUCCUCCUUCGUGUGACGCGCCUCCGGGGCGCCGGCCACGGGCCCUCGGGAGCCCGCUUCUGUCCAGACAAUCAACUCCGGUAACCGAGCUCGAGUUUCUGUUUGAAAAGGAUGCUGAUAGGCGAUGGUCUCACCUACUUGUGGACACUAGGUUUCAAUUAGGAAGGUUUUUUUAAUGGCUUUUUGUAACAUCGCUGCAGGAAGCAGGUUUCUUUGUUUUUCUUUUCUUUUUACGAGAAGGUGUAUUUCACUGGUGCAAUGGCGUGGCACCCCGGACCUCCGAUCCGGCCCCCCGGGCUGGGCUUCUCCAUCCUCGCGCCACGAGGAGGCUGGAGGGGAAGGGGGGGCGGGGGCCAGCGAGACCCCCACCUGCCUCCAGCCGCCCGGCCUCUGCUCUACCUCCCGGGCCCCGGGACCAGCGCUCGCCUGUGCCAGCGCGAGCCCGCAGCGCCCCCCGGGGCUGCAAGAGGGAAUGUCUGGCCCCGGCCGAGGGCUUCCCGAGCCGGCUGCGCCCUCGCUCAGCAGUGUCCAGCGAGGAGCCAGCGUCAAGGUUCCCUCCCCGCAGCCGGCAGGAGGCUGUCGUGCUGUCCUCUGACCCCGAUGGCUCGGAGGCUGCACUGCGUGUCAUCCCGGGGGUGAAAUAUUCGGGGCUUGCUUCUUCCUUCCUUUCUUCAAACCCGGUAGCGCGGGAGCAGGAGACCCCCCCACGGAAGCCCCAAGACAGCCCUCACUUAGCAAACUAGCUCCUCCCGUCCACACACAGCACACAGCCAGCCCGCUGACGCAGAGGACGACGGCGUUUCCGAAUUGCUUGUUCUGUAAGAGGUGUGCAUUGUUAACCAGAGUAUUUUUUAAAUCUUUUUAUCUUUUUUUAAAAUAUGUCACAUGAAAUGAA